This is a messenger RNA of Strongylocentrotus purpuratus (purple sea urchin), 3339 nucleotides long. Its product is annotated as pyruvate dehydrogenase (acetyl-transferring) kinase isozyme 2, mitochondrial. The record is from RefSeq and is a predicted model, not a curated record. Gene Ontology annotation, molecular function: pyruvate dehydrogenase (acetyl-transferring) kinase activity. Gene Ontology annotation, cellular component: mitochondrion. Bases 422 to 1657 code for a protein of 411 amino acids. The transcript has 12 exons. NCBI's taxonomy places the organism in Eukaryota, Metazoa, Echinodermata, Echinoidea, Camarodonta, Strongylocentrotidae. Gene Ontology annotation, biological process: regulation of glucose metabolic process; protein phosphorylation.
GUUGUAUACAAAAUAAAUCCAAAAUCAGCUGCGCGGGGUUCGAGAUUUUCAACGUGUUCAUCAUCAUUGCGAAUCCGCUAUAUAUAGCAAGUGCAUUGCAGUGGAAAUCUACCGAGAAGCGGCGCCGGGAGUACACAGCUACAGUCGACUCCUUGCCGGUAUCAGUAUCACUGCACUGAGAAAGAAAUCAAUGCCUAGGAAAGUCUUUUUCAUAAGCAAGACAGUUUAGACGCCAAAAUUAAGUUUAAGCCAAACAUUUGACGUACGGUUAUAACAGUUUAGCAACUUGAAACUGUCAGUAACGACUUACUAACGGUGUCUUCCAAUCCGACCGAGUGCAGUGUAGUCACGUCAGUACAGCUAGCUCCCGCCAGUGUAACGGCCGAGUUGUAGGGAAGGCGAUCGAGAAGAUUUGAUCACAAUGGUUCGCUUGACUGUGCGCUUACUCGCUAUGGCGAAGAAGAAUAUGCAGGCUCAGAUGGAAUACUACUCAAAGUUUUCCCCAUCUCCUCUUUCUAUCAAGCAGUUCAUGGAUUUUGGUCAGAGUAAAGAUGUUGACUCGGCCAAGUCGUUUGUGUUUCUGAGGCAAGAACUUCCAGUCAGGAUUGCCAACAUCAUGAAAGAGAUCAACCUACUUCCAGAGAAGCUUCUACAAAUGCCUUCUGUCCGUAUGGUACAAGGAUGGUAUCAACAAACAUUUGAAGAACUGCUGGAGUAUGUAGAGAAGACAGAAGAGGAGGAUCCAGUUUUAUUACGAUACAUAAAUCAACUCACCACGAUAAGGAACAGGCACGUCAACGUCGUUGAGACAAUGGCACAGGGUAUACUGGAAAUGAGGGAAAGCUAUAAAGUAGACCAACAUGAAGAGAACAAUGUACAGUAUUUCCUGGAUAGAUUCUACAUCUCAAGAAUUAGCAUCAGGAUGCUCAUCAACCAACACACAUUGAUGUUUGGACAAAUACCCACGACGCACCCUCUCCUUGUUGGUAGUAUAGACCCAAGUUGUGACAUCGUAGCUGUAAUAAGGGAUGCGUAUGACAGUGCCAAGUACCUCUGUGAUCAGUAUUACCUUGCUUCACCUGACAUUGAUGUGAGGUGGAUUGAUGCUCGUGACGGCAGUGACAGUAUACGAAUGGUGUAUGUACCCUCUCAUCUCUAUCACAUCAUGUUUGAGUUAUUAAAGAAUGCAAUGCGUGCCGUGAUGGAACACAAAGGACCUUCUGCCUCUGAAUUCCCUCCCAUUGGAAUCCUAGUCACCAAGGGGAAGGAAGACGUUACCAUCAAGGUAUCGGAUGAAGGAGGUGGAAUUCCUAAAAGUGAGAUUGAUCUGCUCUUCAACUACAUGUACUCCACCGCCCCCGCGCCUCCAAAGCCUGGUGUCAGCAUAAUACCACCUCUGGCUGGCUAUGGAUAUGGUCUCCCCAUCUCAAGACUGUAUGCCAAGUAUUUCCACGGUGACCUGACGCUUAGCUCCAUGGAUGGCUACGGCACUGAUGCAGUAGUCUACCUCAAGGUACUAUCGAGCGAGGCUUCAGAGCUUUUACCUAUCUACAACAGCGCCGUGUCAAGGUAUUACAAGACACCUACCCCUGCAAGCGACUGGAGUACUCCGGGUUACUUCAUUCGAAACUACACCACCAAGAGAUAUGGGAAAUAAAUGAUCUAUGAACUCUUAAGGAUCUCAGAGAACUAUCCCAGAUGAAAAGCACAUACUCCUGUCGCCAAAAAACAUCUCUAAGGAGUAAGCAGUCGUUUUUGGAAGAGAGGAAACACAUGCAUUUGUGAUGGAUGGCUGUCGAUAUUGCACCUUUCGAGACUGAUGUUAAAUAUGGCUGUAUAGCUGGACAAAAGAUUCUCUUGUCAUUGAAAUUUCACAUAGCGUAGGGGCCUUGUGGGAAUAGUGUGUGUGAUUGAUCGAAGCUGAAUUAGAAUACACCUAACAUGUUGCCGUUACAUGUUCACUGUGGCUUAAUUGUGCAGCAAGGAGUAAAAUCUGUUGGCUGAUUUAUUUGCAUUCAGUGCACUUUUUCUUCAGCCUUUUAUUAAGCAUUGUACAUCAUGGUAUAUUAUCAUAUUUGCAAUGCAAUAUGUGCUAAACUCGUGUGCAUGUGGUAUACAUUGAUUGCAUGAUCUUUCAAAUGUUUCUUUUGUAAAUUGCCCAUCUUGCUAACAUAUUCCAAUUUAAUGCAUACUUGUUAUCAAAGGCUGUCUGUGACAUCCUGACAGCUUGCAUGAGGCUUCCCCAACAUAGCAACACAUUAUGUAUGCAGACUGGAUUCCAAGUAUUGUAGUUCAUUCAUUAAUAACAGGUUAAUGGAAUAACUUUUCAGGAAAAAAACAUCCAUAAAUUUGGAUAUGUUAGUAAACGGGUCUAUUACACCUAUAUAAACCUCAUGUUUAUCCCAAAGGUGGGCUUAACAUGCAAAUUUCUUACAGAGCAGUUGAUCUUUGUUCUAUACUUAUUUUUAAUUGGUAUAAAAUCAUUGGCUACUUCAGAUGAAGAUGGUUCUAUUAUGACAUCAAUAGAACCUGGAAAUUGCAUCUUUGUGUGAUCCCAGUCAUGAUACACAACUUUGAAGGUCUGAUUUAAAGCUCACCAUGAUUUUUUGCAAAACGUGAAAUGUGUUAUGACGCAUUAAAACUGACUUUAGAGAGUGUUUCUCAAGCCAGUCAUAACAGAAUUGCUCUCCGAUGUGAAGAGAGCAAGUGUGGAACUUGUACAUAGCUUUCAUAUAUUUUUUUAUAAGUUGUACAUAUGUUAUGUAAUUUAUAGUCAUAAUGUGAUACGAUUAUUAAAGUUGUAGAUAAAAAUAUAUAUAAUCACACCGGUACUAACAUCAUCUCCAUGCUCAAAUCUUACUGGAGUGUGAUUAUACGUCAUUUGAUUUUAUUGAGACUCGUAUUUCUUGGGUACCGCAAUCCUGUCUGCUGUGAGCCAGAAGGGUGUGUAACUGACAUAACUUACAUGUAUGUACAGUUUAACUCUCUCCUAGCUGGCUCUUAACAGAUAAUAGGUGUUAGGUUCAUGCUGCAAUGACAAUCUUUUUAAAUUGAAUAGUUUUUUUGGUCCUAGACCUUUGUGGAAACUACAAAUGUGUGUCAAAUAUUCAUAUUCCUAUUAUUUUUUUUAUUUUUUUUAAAUCUAUUCCUAUUACUUUUUUCUUUCUUUUUUUAAUACUUAUUCCAAAUUUGCCAUUUUUCUUUGGAAUUGUCACAAUCAAAGCAAAGCUAUAUCUAAUAUUCUUAUAAAAGGAAAACAAUGACCCGUCUACGUGGAAAUGAUAAAAAGUAGUGUUCUCAUUAUAGAUCAAGAAUCUCCUAAAAUAGUUUUCUUGAAAA